Messenger RNA from Topomyia yanbarensis, 8902 nucleotides. RefSeq names its product protein mothers against dpp (gene Mad). Gene Ontology annotation, cellular component: heteromeric SMAD protein complex. Gene Ontology annotation, molecular function: DNA-binding transcription factor activity, RNA polymerase II-specific; I-SMAD binding; RNA polymerase II cis-regulatory region sequence-specific DNA binding. The record is from RefSeq and is a predicted model, not a curated record. The coding region runs from base 863 to 2278 and encodes 471 amino acids. Gene Ontology annotation, biological process: regulation of transcription by RNA polymerase II; BMP signaling pathway; transforming growth factor beta receptor signaling pathway. NCBI's taxonomy places the organism in Eukaryota, Metazoa, Arthropoda, Insecta, Diptera, Culicidae. The transcript is spliced from 3 exons.
UGUCGCAUCUCCUCUCAAACUUGUUCUACUUCUACAUAAACAACCGUGAUUGGUCUCCCGAAAUUCGCCUCGGAAUCGUGUUAAAAAAGUGAAAAUCCCUUCGAAAUCUAAAUAAAUUACUAAAAUUAACGGUAGACCACAUUGUGUGAGUGUUAGUUAGUGUGAAUUGCUGUGUUUUAUAGUGGAAAAUUAAACCCAGACUUCCCGACGCCAAAAGGGUUGAUAAUUUCGCCUAGUGCGGUUGCUGCUGGAUUGGAUGGAGUUGUGAGAAUCACCGAUAAACGGAACUCUCGAAUCGCACUAAUACCAUUAGCCAAAUAGAGUCGAGGAAUAUGUUCGAUCCGGUGCUGUGUUUGUAGGAGGAUGUUUGUGACGUCAUAGUUGGCUGGCAUCCUGCUCACACCGCCUGACACAACCGGGCACCGUCGUUCAGAAAAUCAGUUUACUCAUUCGAUUCGUCAGUUGUGGACUAGUGUACGUGCCUGCUGCAACCAAUGAAGGAAGAAACCAGAAGCGAGAAGAAAGAGUGAAAUUUUUGUCACUUUAGCAGACGCUACCGAAACGAAUUCUGGCUCUCCAUUCAGUGUUUAGUGUAGAAUCAAAGUGUGAAGGGUAGUGGCAAUUUACGUGUUUGGUGAUAUCGAGAGGACUUGGCUUAACAGUCGUUGAAGCGGUACAUAGUGAUUGCGUUGGUCGGCCAAGAUCACUGACACGGGAAUCAACCCACGAAAAGCGUUCUAUAGGAGGCCAUUUCUCGCAAUCUUCUAACAGCAGACCAACACACACGUUCACUCGGGCGCAAGUCCAGCAGUAGCAACAACCCUCGCUGAAAUUCCCAGGAAGAACAAAUUUUUUCUUCAACAUGGACACUGACGAUGUGGAAUCCUCGAGCAGCAGUACGAUGUCCAGCCUGAACAGCUUAUUCUCGUUCACCAGUCCGGCGGUAAAGAAACUGUUGGGUUGGAAGCAGGGCGACGAGGAGGAGAAAUGGGCCGAGAAAGCCGUUGACAGUUUAGUCAAGAAGUUGAAGAAACGGAAAGGUGCCAUCGAGGAGCUGGAACGAGCUCUGUCCUGUCCCGGUCAACCAUCCAAGUGUGUCACGAUUCCGAGAUCGUUAGACGGGCGGUUACAGGUGUCCCACCGCAAAGGGCUUCCACAUGUCAUCUACUGCCGGGUGUGGCGUUGGCCCGACCUCCAGAGUCACCACGAGCUCAAACCGAUCGAAACGUGUCAGUAUCCGUUCAGCGCCAAGCAGAAAGAGGUUUGCAUCAAUCCGUACCACUAUAAGCGUGUCGAAAGUCCGGUUCUGCCUCCGGUACUGGUUCCACGUCACUCAGAAUUCGCUCCCGGCCACUCGUUGCUGCCAUUCCAUCAGAUGAACGAGCCGAACAUGCCUCACAACGUGAGCUACACCAAUGCGGGCUUCAACAAUACGCACAUUGGCGGUGGAGGACCCAACUCACCGAUUUCCUCCCACAUGGGGCCGAACAGUCCGAUCUCGUCGGUGUCUAGCCCGGGACCGAUCAACUCAAAUCCUCAGAGCCCGUACGGGUCGCUACCGGAGACGCCGCCACCAGCGUAUAGCCCACCGGAGGAUGGUAACAAUGUUACCGGUACGGAUAAUAAUCAGAUGGACACGAACCAAAUGCACGGCGAAGUGGCACCGGUCAGCUAUCAGGAACCACCAUACUGGGCUAGUAUAGCAUACUACGAGCUCAACUGCCGUGUUGGCGAAGUUUUUCACUGCAAUGCGACCUCCAUCAUCGUAGACGGUUUUACUAACCCGUCCAACAAUUCGGAUCGAUUCUGUUUGGGUCAACUGAGCAACGUGAACCGGAACAGCACAAUAGAGAACACACGUCGUCAUAUCGGGAAGGGAGUCCACCUCUACUACGUUGGAGGUGAGGUUUACGCCGAAUGCCUCUCGGAUUCGGCCAUCUUUGUGCAGAGUCGCAACUGCAAUCACCACCAUGGAUUCCACCCGAGCACGGUAUGCAAAAUUCCGCCCGGCUGUUCGUUGAAAAUCUUCAACAAUCAAGAAUUUGCUCAGCUCCUAUCGCACUCGGUGAACCAUGGUUUCGAGGCCGUGUACGAGCUGACAAAAAUGUGCACGAUACGAAUGAGCUUCGUGAAGGGUUGGGGGGCCGAGUAUCAUCGGCAAGAUGUGACCUCGACACCCUGUUGGAUCGAGAUCCAUCUCCACGGACCGCUGCAGUGGCUAGACAAGGUCCUCAUCCAGAUGGGCUCGCCUCAUAACGCUAUCAGCUCGGUGUCGUAAGGAGGGAAGGAAAUUUGUGGAAGUAACCGCACGCGUGUGAAAGUCUAGAAUCAAAAAACGACCUAUUUUAGUGAUUGCAUGAGGGAUACGAUUCUCAGCGUCGUGUCAUGGAUGAUAGGUAACUGAAAGGACAGUAUGUACGAGAAGAAAUGCUUGGAUGUGUUACAUAGAAAAGUUUCAUUCUUAUAUUUUAGCAACUAAUGUAAAGCAAGAAAAAAUAGUAGAUUUAUUUUAAAGUUAUUGAUUUGAUACAACACAAUAUUUAGAUUGCGGAUGGGGCGAUUCGCUUGCAGUAGCAACAGGACAGUGUCCUGAUUAUAUAGAUAAAAUCUACUGUUUAGUGCAAAGUGCUAAAGCCUGCCUAGCAUGCAAUUGAAUUUCUUCCGGAACUUUAUUAAGUAUUUUAUUAGUGCAAUUUCCGAACAGUAAAUCGUAUACCAUUAUUUUCCUGUUGUCUUUGAUAUGACGUUUUCGAUGUAAUCAAAAUUUGUUUAUAUAUAUUUUCAGAAAUAAGUUUCUUUUAAAAAGAACUUUUUUUUUCAUCAGCUAUAGUUUUUCUUUCAGAUUCUAACAUAAUUUUAAAGUGUCCUAAUUAAGAUUUCUUCUACACUGGAAACAACUUAAUUCAUUAAGUGAAUCGCUGAUCACUAUUUUAAUUGAUUGAAUAUGUGAUUACUAUUGGUCUUGUUAUUAGGUGCUUAAUGAAAUGGUUCAACAAUAAAUUCCCUUGCUGGCAAACAAGCACUUCUUCACAGAAACCUGCAACGAGUGCGGUUUACUACACGACUCGUGCUGUUCCUAUUAACGAUGUGGGAAUGUAUUCUUACUUACCUUUCCAAGCAGUAUAAGGGCAUGAUGACCUUUGCUGUAUCAAGAAGUCGUCUCCAGUUCAUUCGGUUCAUGGUUGCUUAUAGCCAGCCACGUUGGACAUCAAGCUUCCUCAGGUGCCCUUUAAUUUAUUUGAUCCCACUUACUUGUUGUGCACUUUUCCUAGUCCAUUUCAUCGGAUUAUCGUUCGGCAUUCUGACGACAUGCCCAGGCAUCCAGCCGUCCAAUUUUCGCCAUGCGAACGAUAGGUGGUUCUCCAAGCAACUGUUGUGGUUCAUACACUAUCUACAUAUUCUGCCUUCCAUCUGCACGCUACUGUAUAUCGUUCAAACAUCUAUAGGACAACCGGUCUAAUGAGCGGCUUGUAGAUGGUUAACUUCGUGCAAUAGCGUACUUUGUUCGACCGAAUGAUUGUUCGAAACCCAAAGUAACCAGACGAAUGAGUCUGCUUACUUUGAGUGAUAAAAUGCUGUACCCAACAAACAACGAAAGCUGAACAAGCUUUUAACCAGUGAGAAUAAGCUGAAAAAGAACUGUUUAAGCCAUUAUCCAGCCAAAAUGUUUGUUGGGUAGUUCUCGGGCCAACAAGUUGCUAGCAUAUCAAAUACCAACGUUGAUACCCUUACAGCUGAACGUAAGCAGUAUAUAGUACGGAGCUCGUUCCGGUUUCGGUCAGUUUCAUGAUGAGAGCAGAGCAGAUGAAAUGUGUUGGUUCUAUAAAAAAAUAUGGAAGACGAACACAAAAAUGUCGCGAAUCAUGUAGUUUAGCAACGCCAAAAACUAAAGCCAUGUCCAUCUGAAACAGCGGGGAUGAGCACCAAACUAAAAUCCCGUAUCCAGUUAUCAAUCAGACGAGUAAUAUGAGAUUUUUUAUCGAUACCGGCUCGGCUGUCUCCAUCUCACCAUCCACAAAUCGCAACCGAAUUAAUGUUGUAGUACCACAAAACUGUUUAUUUUUUUUUUAACAGAAUUCAAGUGACCAAGCAAUUAAAAAGAAAAGAGUGAUAAAGUGAUAGAGGAUGAUGAAGAGAUAGAAGAAUUGAUCAGUGCUGUUUUAUUGAGGGAUUUUAUUUUUGACAAGAAAAACAAAUAUCAUAUGAAAUCUGUGUUGAAGCAGUAUUGAUUUGAAUUGCAAGCUAUAGUUAGCGUCACAUACAGCAAACCAAAUCAAUGAAAAAUAUUUCUUGUAUUUAUAUAACUAGGAUCCACGAUGUGGUCAAUUUUCACAUUUUACGUGUUAACCAUUCGUAAACCCGAGACCAAGUGGUAUUUGAUAUAUUUCGAAACAUUCGAUGCCGAUUUUAUUUUACAUUUAAACGGUAGGGUCCGCUAAAUAUGUCGAUGAUAAGAUCUCCCAAAUCGCUUGCAUUGUGUCACAAAUAACUUCACACCCUGUAAAAAAGUCAACUAGAAAUUAGAAAGCUAUUGACGCUUGCGCGUCGCCAGUAGCGAAGCGAGAUACCUCAGUGCCAUUGCCAAAUGAAUUAUUGGACGUAAAGCCCUCACAUUUUUCUUGGUAAGUUUUGGAAGGAUGAGGUUCAAUAGCUUCUUAUAAUAUUCGCUCAUUCUAAAGGAUUUAAAAAACAAUUCCGGAUGCCAUUUGAGGUUCUUCAUGAAGUAUAAGCACCGUGUCUAUUUAGAAGUCGCCAGGUAUCUUGUAUCCAGAAACGUUUUUUUGUAUGCUUCCUUUAAUUUAAAUUCAAUUAGUGAAAUUUACUUCAGUACGCGAUCCAACAAACAUUUUUUUGAGUUGCAUCUUUGUUUUAUUUGUAAAAGCAUGAAGAUGCAACGUCUCCACAUAAAAGCAAAAAUGAUAAUAUUUAAUACAACGCCCCAAAUGCUAAUUCCGUAUGAUAGCGACAUAAAAUAGUAGAGGUGUCAAGAUUAGUUAUUGUUUAUUUGUUAUUUUGUGUUUUAUGGGAAAAAAAUACAAAUACUUUUGCACAUGUCAUAUUCAGUUUUUGACCCGAUUGCACAUGAAUGUAGUGUUUUACGAGUGCAAUGCUACUGACAAAAGAAAAACGCUGGUUGAGAAAGGCGAACACCAUCCAUCUUGGUUCGCUUAAAUUAAUUUUUUCGCUGCAAUGAAUAGCGGGGAGUAACUAUCGUAUAACGUGAUGCAAUCAAGCAUGCUAUAAAAAGCUGAGACAUAUAAUUAACCCCAGGAGCACUUUUUAAAAUGCUGGAGGCAUGAAAUGAAAGUUUAUGAAAAUCCAGCCUUACUGACAGCAAUUAAGGAGGGACCGCAACACGACAUUACCCAUCAUAUCCAGAUAAGACAGCCACCCAACGCCACGAAAUUCUGUCAACUAACGUCGAAAAAGUUCGUAGCCGCUAAGGAAAAGUUUCAGUUGAUGAUCGAUUUGGGGGAUCUGUCAUCACUCGCAGUGCCUGGGCGGGCCAGCCUGCUACAAUCUGUUGGCGGACACUAUUUCUGAGACGAAUAGGGCUCGAAAGCAACACCUCCGGAUGCUGAGAGUGUCGAGCUGUAUCAACUGAAUAAUUUUUAUAGCUCGGCACCUGAAAUUUGUUUUGCCAUGGGAGAUAUUGAAGUGCAAAGCGUAUGAACCGAUUCUGUCAACUGCGUUCUGGUUGUAUGGAUCCCAAACAACAGAAAAAUGUUUUUGUGUUGAGUCCCUGAAGGUUUUCAUUAUUCGGAAUAUGAACAUUAGCUGUGUUGAUGUCUUAUUCACGAUGUAUGAAGUAUGUGGUUUGAAUGUUACUGCCGAAUCCAUGAUCUUGAACGUGACUGUGUCUGGAAAUGCUCGAGCCAAACUAAUGGUAGUUGAACUAGAUCGGAUGGAGUUUCCUCGGGAACGUAACAUUUGCUCUGGUUUAGAACCAGUCUGUUUAGAUUCCACCACGUACUAAAGCUGUUCAGUUCACUCUGAAAAAAAUCGAUUGUAUCCCGAAUUCGUCGAAAAGUAUUCAUAUCGUCGGCGAAAGCAAGGAAGGCGAGGUCCUUGUAAUUUGUUAUCGACGUCAUUAAAGUAGAGGAGGGAUAUUACUGGCCCGAGAUGGCUUCUUUACGAGAUGCUGGAUGUAACUAGGAAUGGAGCAGAUAGACGGUCUUUAAUGCCAUUUUGGAGUUGUCCAUGAAUGAUUUUGUGGAAGGCCGGAGAUGGAUCCAUUUUAGAAGCAUCGGUUUAUAAUCCGUCAGCGAAUCCAUCGAGUACAUAUGUUGUGAACGAGAGCAUAUUGGUCAUUAUCGAUCGUUUAGACAUAAAACCAUGUUGGUCGUCUGCGAUGCAUUGUUUGUUCAUAUGUUUCAAGGCUCAGAAUAGGGCUAAUAUUGGCCAAAAAUUUGAAGAGUUAUUCCAAUGGGGACAGCUUGAUACCUAAACGCGUGAAUAUAUUGCCUUCUAUAAAUGCGAGGAUUUCAAAAUAUUGGUUUGUUUUCUACAGAUUUAUUGUCUUUCAAAUUUUGGGUGAUCUAUUACUGUGUGUAUAUGAGUAAAAGCGAAUGACUUUUUCGUGUCAAAUAUAACCAGCUCGAACCAUUUCAUUAAGCACCUAAAACAAGAAAAUAGUCUCGGUACCAGCAACCAUAAAUACAAAACAACUCAGAAAUGCUUACCUAUAAAGUGUGUCUACACUAGAACAAUAAAAAUAAACAGUGUCCUUAACAGCACCAGUUAAAGUUUUAUGAAAAUUCUGCACCGCAUACAAUGUCCCCAAAAGAUGCCACAUGCCGUUGAGAGGCUUACUAGCACGAGGUUGCCUUGCCGUAGCUUAUUCCUUGCAGUUAUUUACACAAUCACAUUCGUAGUAUUAGAAAAAACUAAAACGCCCACAAUUUACAUGCUCGUAGUGUAACGAUGCUCGAUCUCACCUUAGACAAACGCGAUUAAAGGCAGCACUCUCUGCGCUAGGGAGAUAGCUUGAAAUUAUAUACUCAGCAAACGGUGUGAUUCCUAUUUGCCAAUACGAAUUCUAUCGCAAAAUGCCUUACAAGAGUCUUUGAGCGUAACGGACUUCUAAAAAUGUUUGAAACAGUUAUUAAUGACAAUUCAUAAACAUACACGUGCCUGUAGCAAAAAAACGAGCUGUUGCCAUAACUGUCAGUGAAAUGUUAUUUUUUGCCGGUAACAUGCUGAAUAUGCCUUAUUAUUUUUUGACCAGUUUUUCGAGUCGAGAAACAGUAACUUUCACAGAUGCAGUGCCUGCUAAAAUUUUACGAAGCUUUUUAAAAUUCGCGAUAUGCUUGUUUUCUAUUUUUUACAUCUAAUAGUAAGAACAGAGUGAAUGCUGUGGUCGUGGCAAAACUAUUUCAAAUAUUAUCUAUCUAGUUAAGAACAGCAUGUGUAUGUAUGUCCGACAAAAGAAGAAAUAGUUAAAAGAAACAAAAAACUCUAUUUUGCUCAGUUAGUGAUUAACAACAUGGAAACAUAAAAGGUUUUGAUGUCCCACAAAGCGGGCCAUAGUUUCAAGAUAAACUAUUUUUAAAAAAACGUAAAACUUCAACAUUGCCGAGAGAUUCGAUGGAAGAAACUACUCUAAAAUAUCAUGAGAUCUAGAACAAGACAACACAAAACUUAUAUAUUGUAUAUACUACUACUGGUCAAAGCAAUCGAAAUCAUCAUCACUUGGCGGACAGCAGAAGGAAUAACAAAUACCAGUGCUUAUCAUUCGAACAGUAGGUCGAAACUUGAACCCAUGAACAACUAUGUGUAGGGAAGUGAAAAGAAGAAAAAAACAGUUGUAAUGUUACAAUCCAAAAUUCUCAGAUAAUAGAUGUAAAAUAAUUACCUAAACUCGUAGAAUGUGUUUCGGUAGUGCAUACACAAGGAAGGCACCCUGCAUGAUAAUAGAACUAAUAAAAGAGACAUUUUACUUAAGAAUACAUAAAUCGACGACGAAGCGUUCUUGUGAAAAAUAAACUUUAAAGCAAAUCACCCAAUUAAGCAAACUUACUUAAAAGUAUAAAUAAAAAAAUGCGUAACGCAGUUUUUAGUUAGAGAUGUGAAUUGCAUUCUAGUUAAUAAUGAAUGGAUAAUCAUGAUUAAAAAAAAAUAAAAAUCUAGCGAAAGAGCAGUUAUAGGAAAACCAUUUCAAGUGUAUAGGUUAGUUGCUCGUGAAUCGUAGAAGAACAGGCACGGACAAGUGAAUGAAACAUAUUUAAUGAAACAAAAACUAUCUCUACACGUGCAACAGUGAACGAAGAAGAAAACUAAAUAAUACAUAUUUUCGUGGCAUAUUAUUUUCUAACUACAAAACAGAUAAGUAGACAAAACUGAAUAAUAUGAUUACUCAUGCAUACGCGAGAAUAAGAUUCUAAUCGUGUACAUAGAUUAGCGCAGUCGAUGGAGGAGUAAGAAACACAAGACAGCAGAGGUAAUCAAUCGACGAGAAUAUUACUUAAAUGACACAAAAACACAAAUCCAUCUUGAUCUCAUGUCAUUCUAAUAUUGCUUGACUACCUUUUUUUCGUUGUAAGAACCAUACGUCGCAGUCCAGUUUGCUGUAGUGGCCGGGAAGUUUGAGUCGAACCAAAAUGAGUGAAAUGAAAUACAAUGAAGAAAUAUUUCCAUCCCGAAUAUUUAUCCCCAAUUUUCAAUGCGAUCGAUCAAUAUCGAUACUUUGGGAAGUAAAGCAACUGGAACGUCAACAGCUGGCAGAAUUUGAAAAUUGUUAACAAAAGCUAGUGAGCUAUAGCUGAUCUGUGGACGAAGGAGAGUUAUACAUCGUAGCAGCAAAAAUCGUGGAACACUAUAUCAUUUAAAAGUAAUUGAAACUGUAAAUCGUAAGCAAAGUGAAUAAAUGAAAUAAAUAAAAGCGUGAUUGAUAGAUAGUUUA